Adineta ricciae is the source of this 381-nucleotide messenger RNA. The record is from the annotation of a GenBank genome assembly. NCBI's taxonomy places the organism in Eukaryota, Metazoa, Rotifera, Eurotatoria, Adinetida, Adinetidae.
AUGUCUGUGAACAUUAUCUUGAUUUGUGUCGUUUUGUUGAUUAUUCAACAUUCUGUAGCCAGUCUCAAUUGCUACUUCUGCGUUGGAGGCACUGACGGUUGCGGUUCAAAAUUCAAUUCGAAAGGCAGUGGAGUCGUUCAGCUUGAAGCCAGUGCAAAUCUUGUGUGUAUGAAAAGUGUACAUUCUACCAAUCCGGAUAACAUAGAUCGAUGGGCAUACAUUGCUCCUUGUACAACUUAUAUUACACCUGGCUCAUCUCUGUCCGAUGAGACUACUAGUUACUGUUGUGAUACAGAUCUAUGCAAUGGUGCUCAAAUCAAAUCAGCUAGUAUUACGAUUGGAUUAGCAUUGGUAGCACUGGUUCUCUUUUACUGCAAAUGA